Molecule: messenger RNA, 1074 nt
Organism: Phodopus roborovskii (desert hamster)
Lineage: Eukaryota; Metazoa; Chordata; Mammalia; Rodentia; Cricetidae
Product: melanoma-associated antigen B4-like
Exons: 1
Coding region: 46-1074 (342 amino acids)
Biological process (GO): negative regulation of transcription by RNA polymerase II
Cellular component (GO): nucleus
Source: RefSeq, a predicted model, not a curated record
UCCUCUACAAUCUGCUCUUGCCUGCUGUCACUGGCCAUAUCCAUCAUGCCCAGGGGACAAAAGAGCAAAGCCCGGGCUCGUGAGAAACGCCGCCAGACCAAAACAGAGUCCCAAGUGCCUGAGGAUACUCAGACCACAGCAGCAGAAAAAAGAGAGUCAUCCUCUUCCUCUGCCCAUACCUCUGGAGUUGCUGUGGCAAGUACCACUUCUGAUAUCUUCUCCAAGUUAUUUCAAGGAAUGCCUCACGCCACUACUUUCAGUAUCUGCAUUGCUUGCAAAAGGUCUGAUAAAAGUGACAAGAGCCAACGGAAGAAAAAUGUGAGCUCCUCUAGAGCCCAGCACUCCAGUAAGAGCCCACAGAAAGAUCUUCUAACAAGAAAGACAGGGAUGCUGAUGGAAUACAUGCUCACCAAAUACAAACAGAAAGAGCCCCUGUUGAGAGAAGAAAUGCUGAAUGUUGUGAACAAAAGCUUCAAGGAGCAGUUCCCUGAGAUCCUCAAGAAAGCUUCCAGCCGCAUGGAUCUGGUUUUUGGACUAGAGUUGAAAGAAGUCCAGCCACAUGGUCAGUCCUACGAGCUUGUCAGCAAGCUAGAUUUCCAGGAUGAUGGAAGUAGGAGCAGUGAGAUGGGUCUUCCCAACAGGGGCAUUCUGGUCCCCCUCCUAAGUGUGAUCUACUUAAAUGGCUACUGUGCUCCAGAGGAGGAGGUCUGGCACUUCCUGAAUAUGUUAGGAGUCCAUGAUGGGGUCCCACAUCUCAUCUUUGGAGAUAUCAGAAAGCUCAUUACUGAAGAUCUAGUGCAGGAAAAGUACCUGGAAUACUGUCAGGUUCCAGACAGUGAUCCACCAUCCUAUCAGUUUCUGUGGGGUCCAAAAGCCUAUGCAGAAACCAGCCAGGUAAAGGUGAUGGAGUUUUUGGCAAACAUCAAUGAAACUGGCUCUUCUACCUACCCAUCUAAUUAUGAAGAAGUUUUGAGGGAAGAAGAUAGAGCCCAGGCUGAAGGGGCAGCUGAGAGAAGCACUACAUGUAAGAUUAAAAGACCUUCUAAAACCAAGACCAGCCUUCCUACAUGCUAG